AGCAACUCCGCUUUCAAAGUUCGCUUUCGAGCCAUGUCGUCUGCGGCGCUGCUGGCCCCUGACACACCUACUGCGACAUAUAGCACUCUUCUGGUGCACAAAAACAGCGUUAUCAUCUCAACCGACAAAGGCGGUGCGAGGGUAGGCACCUGCACGCUGAACUUGGUGCUGUCCACCAUCGGAGUGGGGGCGUUGACUUUGCCCUUCACCACGGCGCAAGUGGGGUGGCUUCAGUCCCUGCUGCUGCUUCUCGUCUUCUUCCUGGUGAGCGUGUACAACCUCUACCUCUUGGAUGCGGUGUGCAGAUCCCUCAAAGCUACUUCCACACAGUCCUAUGCUGCGGUGGUCGCCGCUGUACUAGGGAAGCCUGGCGCGUACGGUUUGGAGGCCUUCCUUCUGCUCUACUCCUUCGGGCUGUCGGUGUCCUACAUGGGGGUCGUGAGCACAGAGGUCUCCGUCUUCGCCCGUGGCCAGGCGCCAGAUUGGCUGAACCAGGAUGACCUCAUAACACUGGUCGCCAUCUUUUUGGUGCUGCCGCUUUCGUUGCUGCCAGACAUGGUGCUGCGCCUGGCUGGGGUGGUGGGCACCUGCUGCAUGCUCCUCACCACCCUCAUCGUGGUACGCGAGGUGCCCUGGCGCUCGGAGGCCCCGUUCGUGGAUGCCUGCGCUGAUGCCUCAAACGCCACAGGUCUCUCGUUGGUGCCCUGGAUCUCAUCGUUCCCGGCACUACUGGCAGCGGUGCCCAUGUUCUCCUUCUGCAUGAAUGCGGCCACUGCCUUCGUGUCCAUCCGCUCAGAGAUGGCUUGUGGGUUCCAGCCGCCACGGGAGGCGGUCAGCAAGCUGAUUUGGCUGGCGCAAAGCUUUGCGCUUCUGGACUACGUGGUCAGCGGGGUGGCGGGCUAUGUCUCAUUCUGCCAGGCCGCCCCGGACAACGUACUGGACGGCUUCCGCUCGAGCCAUCUCCCCAGCCUCCUGGCGCGGGGCGCCAUCGCACUGCAGCUCACCGCGGCCUGCGCCGGGGUCUACGUGCCCCUGGCGCGGGCGGCCUUGUGUCAUCUGGUCCUGGGACUGGACUGCGGCGCGCCAGUUGGCUGCGCCCGAGUGACCUCCACAGUGCUUCUGCUGGGCUUCAUGGUCCUCAUGGCUCGCGCCCUGGACGGCGCGCUGGCGAAACCUCUGGGCCUCACGUCGGCGGUGUGCACCACAGCCAUCAUGUUCAUGUUCCCGGGGCUCUGCGCUCACCGGGUGACCGGGCAACGUGCGCCCUUAGCCUUCGCACUCGCGGGGCUGGUCAUUGGCACCGCCUCCACGGUAACGCUGCUCUGCUGAGCGAGCCG
This is a messenger RNA of Effrenium voratum, 1337 nucleotides long. Lineage: Eukaryota; Dinophyceae; Suessiales; Symbiodiniaceae. The record is from the annotation of a GenBank genome assembly.